AUGGUUAAAACUAACUAUUCUGGUUUAAAUCCUGUAGUAGUGCAGGCGUUAAACAAUCUGCAAUAUAGAUAUAAUGGUGAAACACCAGAAAUGUGGUGUUCUCGUGUUUGUUAUCCAUUUAAGAAACUUCUUGAAUAUAACCCAAAAUACUUUUCGAAGAAUGGGUUUAUCCAGAUGAUUGAAAGAUCAUAUAUAGAUGGGGAAUUUAAAACUGGGAGACGCUCAUUUCAUAUUUAUUGCACUGUAUGUGACUCCUUAGUAAUUAUCCGUGAAAAUACCAUUGAAUGUGCAAAUAUUCACCUAAAUGAGUGUAUUGCUAAAACAGUCAAAAGGCGGAUUGAAUAUUCUAAACCUGUACAGAAAAAUGUGAAAAAAAGAGGAGUGCCAAGCCGAAAUAGUGUAUUAUCGCUUAGUUCUGACGAGAUAGAUGAGAUUUAUCGAACAUAUUGUUUUACAUUAAGUAAUUACUGGACUAAAUAUAGUUAUCAUUAUUUACCUGAAGAUAGGAAAAGGGUUGUAAAUCAUUUAAUUGAAAGUGCAAAAGUUGUCCAACUGGCUUGGAGGACUUUCAAGUUGAGACCUGAAACAUGGGCGAAACAAGUUUGGAAUAUGGUAAGAAAUGAUGGUUCUCCUGACAAGAAGAAGUUUCUAGGUAUAACUCCUUGCAAAAUAAGAGUUCCUGAUGAUCGAUAUAUAGACUAUAUAUGGGAUCCCAGUUAUCUUCUGGCAGGAAUUAAUUAUGGAGAUAGAAUUCAAGCUAAAGAUAUGCCUGCAUAUUAUCAGAAUCUUCCUAUAUUAUAUGAUCAUUAUUCUUCACAAAGCUGGGUAGAAAAGAAGAGAGAACAGUUAUGGGAACGAUUAAAUAAUGUAGCAUACAUAGUUGCUUUUAUAGAAUUACAUCGGCAAGGCUAUAGAAUUGUUGAAUAUUCAGGAUGGAACUAUAUGUUAAAGUGGCUAUCAAAUCCUGAAUAUUAUCGUAUUGAUAAAUAUCUCAACAAUGGCAAUGAAAACUUUGUUAGAAGUUCAGAAUAUGUACAAUAUAAGUGUAAAUUGGCAGGCAAACAUUAUCAAUAUAAUUUACUAGAUAUUGGCUAUUAUAAAACUGGAAAUAUUAGUAUUAAUGGAGAGACUACUACUAUAAAUUUCUCAGAUUUACAUAAUAAUUGUGAGUAUGUGCGCCGAAUUUUCCGGAGCAUAGAUUCUUUAUUAAAAUAG
Molecule: messenger RNA, 1215 nt
Organism: Rhizophagus irregularis DAOM 181602=DAOM 197198
Lineage: Eukaryota; Fungi; Glomeromycota; Glomeromycetes; Glomerales; Glomeraceae
Source: RefSeq, a predicted model, not a curated record